AUGUCACCAAACCCACCAAUUAAACCGAAAGAAGAAGAUUGCUGUAAUAGUGGUUGUAAUCCAUGUAUAUUUGAUGUAUAUGACAGAAAGCUACAGGUGUAUGAAAAGUUAAAGAAAACAAAUGUUGAAGACUGUAACAAUUGUAUUAACAAUGGUAUAUUGGAAAUUGAAUACACAACUUUUGUAAUAUUAGAUAUUAUAAAAGUUUCCAGUUCAAUAAUAAUUCUUAAAUUUAAAAAGCUGAGCAGCAACAAGUAUACAGUUUGGUGGAACCCUGGUGGUGUAUGGAGACAACUCCACGUAGAAAACACCCGUGUUCGAAUGGGCAAAGCGGUUCAAGAAAGAGCG
Messenger RNA from Brenthis ino (lesser marbled fritillary), 348 nucleotides. The record is from the annotation of a GenBank genome assembly. Lineage: Eukaryota; Metazoa; Arthropoda; Insecta; Lepidoptera; Nymphalidae.